Aspergillus tanneri is the source of this 366-nucleotide messenger RNA. RefSeq lists its product as uncharacterized. NCBI's taxonomy places the organism in Eukaryota, Fungi, Ascomycota, Eurotiomycetes, Eurotiales, Aspergillaceae. The transcript has 2 exons. Bases 1 to 366 code for a protein of 121 amino acids. The record is from RefSeq and is a predicted model, not a curated record.
AUGGGCCUGGGAGCAGUCCUCGAGCGGGCGACAUCCUCACUAGGUGUCCCCGUCUCAAUCCAUCGCUUCGUACCGGCCCCCACACCAACUCCCGAAGCUACAGUAACAGCGGCAUUAGAACACCUUGUCGGGUUUGUAGAUGAGCUUUCGCUGAUGCUCGACUUUCGCAGGGACGACUUCGAGAUGGCGCCAGUCGAGAUUGCGGCUGGGCAUCUAGCUGCUAUCAUUAUUGACCGCUUAAUAGGGCCGCUCUUUCGAGCACGAUCACAGGAGAUUACAGACGAUCCAUCGGCAGGCCACGGAAUUCGCAUGCUCGGCGCGUCAGAGUGCUUUGUGUUCAAAGAGGCAGCUAUCUGUAGCCUAUAG